Molecule: messenger RNA, 2126 nt
Organism: Myxocyprinus asiaticus (Chinese sucker)
Lineage: Eukaryota; Metazoa; Chordata; Actinopteri; Cypriniformes; Catostomidae
Product: insulin-induced gene 2 protein-like
Exons: 6
Coding region: 183-863 (226 amino acids)
Biological process (GO): cellular response to insulin stimulus; SREBP-SCAP complex retention in endoplasmic reticulum; SREBP signaling pathway
Cellular component (GO): SREBP-SCAP-Insig complex; endoplasmic reticulum
Source: RefSeq, a predicted model, not a curated record
CUGAAGGGCCGCGCGAUCAGCGGGGCGGAAGUCCUCAGCAUUAUACCGUAAAACAGGUUUACGCUCAGGACUUUACUAGUUCAGAAAGGGACAACUAGGUCCUUCAAAGCGGUACAACGGCAUGUGAUGUCAGCUGACAGCAGCAGAUGUAGGUUCUCAGGGUUUUCCUUCUCACAGCAGCCAUGGCGGAGAUUUCUGCAAUGGGCAGUGGCGCUCCAAUGCAGCAGGGGCCCUACAUCAGCAUGAUCACGAAUCGGAUGGUGAACCUGUUGAUCCGCGCCACCAUGCUCUUUAUGGUGGGCGUGUUCUUGGCACUCGUGCUAAACCUGCUACAGGUGCAGCGUAACGUCACUCUUUUCCCUCCUGAUGUCAUCAGCAGCAUUUUCUCAUCUGCCUGGUGGGUUCCACCCUGCUGUGGAACAGCUGCAGCAUUGAUAGGUUUGCUGUAUCCCUGUAUGGACCAUUGUCUGGGGGAGCCCCAUAAACUUAAGAGGGAGUGGUCUAAUGUGAUGCGCUGUGUGGCCGUCUAUGUGGGCAUAAAUCAUGCCAGUGCUAAGGUGGACUUUGCAAAUAAUGUGCAGCUGUCACUUACUCUGGCUGCCUUAUCUGUUGGCCUGUGGUGGAUGUUUGAUCGUUCACGCAGUGGUUUUGGGCUGGGAGUCUUCAUUGCAAUACUUGCCACACUGGCCACUCAGCUACUGGUUUACAAUGGAGUCUUUCAAUAUACCUCUCCUGACUUCCUGUACAUUCGGUCCUGGCUGCCAUGUAUCUUCUUUGCGGGUGUGAUAACUGUGGGGAAUAUCGGAAGGCAACUAGCUCUGUAUGAGUAUAAAGUCAGUCAGGAAAAGACCCACCAGGAUUAAUGGAGAAGCCUCUGCCCACAUCGGGAAAUCCAGGAUAAAGAAGCAUGGGAUCAACUGAUAGAGCACCAUGACUGACAGAGUGAUCCAUCGCUAAGGAGGGGCUGCUCUCUGUGUUUGAAGAUGGGACAGUGUUAUGAUUUAUGCCUGCGGAUAAGUUCUUUGCAUGCUCUGGUUCUCAGAGUGUGUAUAACGACAGGGUAUGACAUCGAUUACACACUCGUACUCUCUUGGCUACAAUAAAGUGCCAAACUGACUUUGAUUGGUCAGACUGCUUGACUGUCCUCCACUCAAUUGCAGGCAGAAGUUAGAAGGACAAUGUAUUGACUGAAUAUUUUGACACACUCACCCUUCCUACCAUUGCCUCCUCCAUCCUCUGUGAUGGGUGAAGGAGUGUCGUCUGAAUGCAGCACCACCAUCGGUUCACAUUUAUCAAUGUUUAAUACAGAAAAAUGGAGAGUUUGGAAAGUAAUGUAGAGUAUUAUGACAGGGCACCCCAUUCUUAGUGAGGGAUCAUUUGCAUAUCACUACAUUAAAGGGCAGCUCACUCCUGCUGUCUAUAAUCCACCACCAGAGGGCGUCAGAGCACAGCUGACUCCCACCAAUGAAAAGCAGAUCACACCAGAUUCUACAACAGGUUAACUGUUCACCAGAGUGCUGUGUUCAUUAGCUAAAGGAUUGGUGUUUAUUAAAGCUUUAAUUGGUACUUGCAUACUUAAAAGUGAUUGCAUUUUUAGUAAUAAGAGAUAAGUUCCUGCUAGACCAAAAUAAUUCAUUUGUUCUGAAUGAUUAAGGCAUUCCUUAGCUUCAGAGAUCACUUUGUACUUUGUACAUUGACUCACAAUGACAAUCCGUUGAUUUUUACCAAAGCCUUAACAUGACAGAUAUGUUUGAGCUUGGAAUAAAAAAAAUUAAAUAAAAAAAACGAUAUACUGGCAGACCACCAUUUGUGCACUGGUUUUGGAUAAAUUAAGGGAAAUUACUAUCUUACCUUUUUAUUUCAAGGAUAUUUUAUGAAAAUAGUGAAUAAGCUGCAAAGUUUUACUGAGUGUUGCAAUGACUUUUCACAACUUAAAACAACUGUAGACUUACAGGAAUUGUUCUGCAAUUAAUUUGUGAUCAUUGGGAUGUUUUUUUCAUGCAUGGGUGAUUGCUUGACCCAGAAUCUGUAUUUAAUCACAUUUACUGUAUUUGGAAGUUGAUGUUACUUGUUUGUUAUUGGUAUUACAUCUGCAUUAUUAAAAGAGACUAUUUGUUUGAAAUGUA